Messenger RNA from Strongylus vulgaris, 363 nucleotides. The record is from the annotation of a GenBank genome assembly. Lineage: Eukaryota; Metazoa; Nematoda; Chromadorea; Rhabditida; Strongylidae.
AUGACUAAAAGUGGGUUCAGAUCUAUCCUUUUGAAAUCUUCCAGAGAGCUCUACGCUGCCGUACCAGGCAUCAGAAAAUCGCUUUUGGGUCAAAACGCGAAGCAGUUUGGUGAACGAUUUCAUCAUCUUCAAAAGAGGAUUUCGCGGCAUUCUUCUCUGGCAAGCCUAGAGGGAACGGAGCAAAGAGUAAUAAAUGUGUCAAAUGCUCCACCGGUUUCUCUCAAAAGGGGCAAAACUGGCGACUGGAACAUCAAACAGGGUUCGGGAGGACUGGUAUCGUGUGUAGACCCAGUUAUGACGAAGGAUCACGAAAAUAUUUGGUUAGCGAAUCUCGGAAUGAACUUAAAGGAUAGAAGAAAGUGA